Molecule: messenger RNA, 474 nt
Organism: Solanum verrucosum
Lineage: Eukaryota; Viridiplantae; Streptophyta; Magnoliopsida; Solanales; Solanaceae
Exons: 3
Coding region: 1-474 (157 amino acids)
Source: RefSeq, a predicted model, not a curated record
AUGGGACAACCUCCAGACUUCAGAAUCCAUCCAAUGUGUAAAAAUCAGGCUCUCAAUCACCUCAUAUUUGCUGAUAAUCUGAUGAUAUUUAGUAAAGGGCAUGAGGAGUCAAUGCAAACGAUUGUAGAAGCUUUAAAUCACUUCUCCAAAGUAACAGGACUAGUAGCCAAUACAGAUAAGUCUAGUAUUUUUAUAGCUAGGGUAUCCGAUGUUGUCAAAGAAAGACUGUUAGAAAUGACUAGCUAUGUUGAAGUUAAAGAGAUAGAUGGGAAAUGUAGGGAGUACCUGUGGGACGGCACUGAAGGAAAGAAGAAAACUUCUCUAGUAGCUUGGGAUAAUAUUUGUAGGCCUAAACAACAAGGAGGCUCAAGUAUCAAAAGCUCUACUGUCAGAUAUUCCAAUCUCUGCCAUUUGAAGCAGAACCGGACUGGCAAUUACGAUUCUGACGAGAGCUUCUUCGGAGAAAGACGAUGA